AUUGACCCUUUUAAAUGUCGUCACUUCCGGUUUCAUUACGCGCGUCUCGUGUUAUUUGAGGCAGAGCAGAGGCAGUCAUGGCAGAUGAGAAGUCAAAGGAGGGUAUGAAAACCGAUAAUGCCCACAUAAAUCUGAAAGUAACAGACCAGGAUGGCUCAGUGAUUCAAUUCAAAAUCAAGAGGCACACACCCCUCAAAAAACUGAUGAAAGUAUAUUGUCAGAGACAGGGGCUAACAAUGCGGUAUAUUCGGUUCAAGUUAGAUGGGGAGACAAUUAAUGAGACUGACACACCAGCUCAGUUGGAAAUGGAGGAUCAGGAUUCAAUUGAAGUAUUUCAGGAACAAACAGCGGGCCUGAUGUAAAUAUCAACUUAACAACCUUCCAUCUCCACAAUCCUCCCUGUUUGCCGGGUUUUAUUUUUUUUUAUACAUUUUGGUUGACCUCUCUUCACAUCAUCAAAAGCUUGUGUGAAAUGCCUUGAGAUGAUGUAAACUUAUAUUUAUUUAAUCAGAUGUGGACCUAAGGGUGUUACUUCUAAAAUGCUUCUGAUCAGUCAGUGAUCAGAUCUUUUUGGGGGAGGGGGUGGGAGGGUGGCAGAGAUAAUUUCAGUGUUUUGUUUGCUCUGAAGCCAUUAGGCUUUUUAUAUGUAUAACAUAUGUUUAUGUAUUUCUCUUUUGCACUCAGAUACUGAACCAGUUUUAUUCGGUAUCUUGUGUUGUGAAUUGAAAUGUUUAGGUUUUUGUUGGAAUAAAACCGUUUUACA
Messenger RNA from Carassius auratus (goldfish), 763 nucleotides. RefSeq names its product small ubiquitin-related modifier 3-like. The transcript is spliced from 4 exons. The record is from RefSeq and is a predicted model, not a curated record. Bases 78 to 362 code for a protein of 94 amino acids. Gene Ontology annotation, molecular function: protein binding. Lineage: Eukaryota; Metazoa; Chordata; Actinopteri; Cypriniformes; Cyprinidae.